Molecule: messenger RNA, 1259 nt
Organism: Phycodurus eques (leafy seadragon)
Lineage: Eukaryota; Metazoa; Chordata; Actinopteri; Syngnathiformes; Syngnathidae
Gene: anxa5a
Product: annexin A5a
Exons: 12
Coding region: 15-1004 (329 amino acids)
Cellular component (GO): cytoplasm
Molecular function (GO): calcium ion binding; calcium-dependent phospholipid binding
Source: RefSeq, a predicted model, not a curated record
UAUCAGAAGCGAACAUGGCGUACCGAGGCAGCGUCCGACCUUUUGUUAACUUCGACGCCAAACACGACGCAGAGAUCCUCCACCGAGCCAUGAAAGGACUCGGCACAGAUGAAGACGUGGUCCUUAUGCUGCUGGCGGCGCGCAGCAACGAUCAGCGGCAGCAAAUAAAAGCGGCGUACAAAACGGCCUACGGAAAGGAUCUGGUCGGCGCUCUCAAGUCGGAGCUGGGAGGUCUGUUCGAGCGUCUCGUCGUGGCCUUGAUGACUCCGCCCGUCUUGUACGAUGCCACGCUGCUGCACAAGGCCAUCAAGGGUGUCGGGACUGAUGACGACGUGCUGAUUGAGAUCUUGGCCUCCAGGAGUGGACCGCGCCUUCGAGACGUCGAUAUGGUCUACAAGCAAGAGUUUGGAAACAAGCUGGAGAAAGACAUUUGCAGCGACACCUCAGGUUACUACCAGAGGCUGCUGGUCAUCCUCCUGCAGGGAGGCAGGGAGCAGGGAGUCAACGAGGCAAACAUCGAGAAAGAUGCCAAGGACUUGUAUGCGGCGGGCGUGGGCAAGUUCGGAACAGAUGAGGAGAAAUUCAUCAACAUUCUUGGAAACAGGAGUGCAGAACAUCUCCGUAAAGUGUUCGCUGCGUACAGAAAGUUGUGCGCUUCCGACAUCGAGGACAGCAUUGAAGGCGAGACCACAGGGAAUCUGGAGAAUUUGCUGCUAGCCGUCGUGAAAUGCACCCGGCGCCUUCCGUCUUUUUUUGCUGAGUCGCUGUACAAAUCAAUGAGGCGCGCAGGGACGGACGACGACACCCUGAUGAGGAUCGCGGUGUCCAGGAGCGAGGAGGACAUGCUAGACAUCGCCGCGUGCUUCAAGGACCGGUACGGCGCCUCGCUCCACGAUGCCGUACAAGUGAACACAAGACGCAAAGUGAGACACGGGCCUUUCUUCUGCGCCUCAGUGUCGUCGCCGAUGUGUGAACGAGGCGCAUUUCAUCUUUUCCAGUCCUGAGAUGAGGACCCUGCAGAAGCCCCCCCCCUCCACCAAACAAAACCCUUUUGUGUUCAGAAUCCCGUUAAUCUUACCUCUAUAAUCCCGUAGAUAUCAUCCACAUUCAGUCAAGGUGAGAUACUGAACCCAAACAAAUGUCUUUGUACCUCAGAUUAAAUCAUUGUCGUCGGUGCAUAAUAGAGAAAAGAGCAGAUUCUGUCUGUCUGUUUGCCGACCUGUCUGUCUAUCCAUCUACAAUGGAAAUAAAAAGUCUAC